Messenger RNA from Rhinocladiella mackenziei CBS 650.93, 1035 nucleotides. RefSeq lists its product as uncharacterized. NCBI's taxonomy places the organism in Eukaryota, Fungi, Ascomycota, Eurotiomycetes, Chaetothyriales, Herpotrichiellaceae. The transcript has a single exon. The record is from RefSeq and is a predicted model, not a curated record. The coding region runs from base 1 to 1035 and encodes 344 amino acids.
AUGACCCAUAUCGAGAACGAUCAAUGCACUGUCAUAAGACUUACAGAUUUCCAGAUGCAACGUGCUGAGAGACAGCUUCAGAAAGAUGCCUGGAUGGCUCAAGAAGAUCCACUCAACAUAAAUCCUUCUACUAGGAAGAGUCCGACAGCAUCCGAUCUCGAUAGUGGAAGCUCUGUCCUUAGCAGCAAUCCCGUUCACAACACAGCCACAGCGCUCAAAAAUACUUUCGAAGGCACAAUCUCCACCACCUCUCAUGAAAAAUCCUCCCCGCUUCAAAGCUUCCGUGAUACUUACACAGCUGUGGACACACCUAAGAUCAAAAACUCCGAGCUCGGUAUGAGAUCUCCAAACAAGGUCAUGGACUUCGAUCAGACCAUGAGAAGACUGGAUAGACAUCCCUUUCCACAAGAUUCACGGAGCGUGCUGCCAGCGGAAGGCGUCAAGAAUCCAGACAAGGUACAGCCAUGGCUUGAUAAUAUGCACCCCACAGCUAGACCACCCCCCGACAACACCAGUAUGGUGGCAUCGAUGUACGAUAAGAACGCUCCCUCUUCUGCUGUCAGCGAGAAUAUUCCACCUUCUGUACGCGCGCGAGAUCCAGAUCCUGCUGCUCCACACAAGCAUGUCAUCAACAUACCAGCACACUCGGCCAUCUCCCCUAGGUCGCAACUGGACAUCCAGAAAUUCUGGGAUGGCAUGCAGCAGAAAUAUAUCUGCCCAGGAAUGAGCUGCAAUCGAGGAUUCAAGAGCAUUCGAGGCUUCCAGGAGCAUUUACUCUCAUCUGCUCAUGUCGGUGGUACGGUUGUCUGUCCAUCUUGCCUGAAGCGAUUUGGCUCAACUGCCGCUUGGGUGGCGCAUUGUGAGUCGGGCAGUAGGAGAUGCGAUAUUCGGAACAGUUCCAACUUCAACCACGUCAUGCGCGAGAUCACCGGUGGUGUUCUGGGCACUCAGGGAUUUCUGGAGGACGGGACGGUGCAGUAUGUAGCGCAAAAGAUCGAAGACUGGAAUGCUGAACCAGCCAAUGAGGGGUGGUGA